AUGGGUCGAGCCGAGGGCGGGGGCCCGGGUCGGGGGCCGCCGCCGCUGCUGCUGCUUCUGGGGGCCACGCUGGUCCUCGCCACUGGGGCCGCACCGGUGCGUGAGGCGGGCAGAGCCGUCGAGGCAGACAGGCAGGUGAAGAGAGUCCUGGCAUGGGAGCCGCGUGCUAACGACACGCGGGAGAAGGCCGGCCCACCAGCAGCUGGGGAAGAUGAGACCUCUCGGACUGCGCCCGGCGGCGAGCAUGCCGUGGUGGGCCCUGGGGUCGGGCCAGAGGAGGCUCUGGAGGCAUCGGCGGCGGUGACGGACACAGCCUGGCUGGAGGCGGACAGCCCAGGCCUGGGCGGAGUGACGGCAGAGGCGGGCAGCGGCGACACCCAGGCCCUUCCAGCCACGCUCCCGGCUCCCGACGAGGCCCUCGGGCAGUCAUCGACGGCCCCCGCCACCCCCGAGGCUACAGAGGCCAGCGGGCCACCCUCCCCCACCCCUGGCGACAAGCUGAGCCCAGACCCUGAACUCCCCAAGGAGAGCCCCUUGGAGGUUUGGCUGAACCUGGGAGGCAGCACACCUGACCCUCAUGGGCCAGAGCCCACGUACCCCUUUCAGGGCACACUGGAGCCCCACACGGCGUCAGAUAUAAUUGACAUCGACUACUUCGAAGGAUUGGAUGGUGAGGGCCGUGGCGCCGACCUGGGGAGCUUCCCCGGGUCUCCAGGUACCUCAGAGCACCACCCUGAUCCUGGAGGAGAGACCCCUUCCUGGAGCCUGCUUGACUUAUACGAUGACUUCACCCCGUUUGAUGAGUCUGAUUUCUACCCUACCACAUCCUUCUAUGAUGAUUUGGAUGAAGAAGAGGAGGAAGAGGAGGAUGACAAGGACGCAGGAGGAGGCAGAGACCUGGAAGAUGAAAAUGACCUUCUAAUGCCCACUGAGAAACCUGGUCUGGGGCCCGGGACAGGCCAGCCCACUGGUCGGUGGCAUGCUGUCCCUCCACAGCAUACUCUGGGGAUGGUCCCCGGCAGCAGCAUCGCCCUCAGGCCCCGCCCAGGAGAGCCAGGCAGGGACCUGGCCCCAAGCGAGAAUGGCACUGAGUGCCGCAGUGGCUUUGUGCGACAUAACGGCUCCUGCCGGUCAGUGUGCGACCUCUUCCCAAGUUACUGUCACAAUGGCGGCCAGUGCUACCUGGUGGAGAACAUAGGGGCCUUCUGCAGGUGCAACACGCAGGACUACAUCUGGCACAAGGGGAUGCGCUGCGAGUCCAUCAUCACUGACUUCCAGGUGAUGUGUGUGGCCGUAGGCUCGGCCGCCCUUGUGCUGCUCCUGCUCUUCAUGAUGACGGUGUUCUUCGCCAAGAAGCUCUACCUGCUCAAGACAGAGAACACCAAGCUGCGCAGGACCAGCAAAUUCCGGACCCCGUCUGAGCUCCACAAUGAUAACUUCUCCCUCUCCACCAUUGCCGAGGGCUCUCACCCAAAUGUAAGGAAACUUUGCAACGCUCCCCAUACCUGCUCCCCCCAUGCCUGUGCCUUGGCUCUCUAUGAUAAUGUUAUCUGUCAGGAUGAUUCUAGUGCUCCCCAUAAAAUCCAGGAAGCUCUCAAGUCCUGCCUGAAAGAGGAGGAGCCAUUUAACAUUCAGAACUCCAUGUCGCCCAAACUCGAGGGUGGCAAAGGUGACCAGGCCGACUUGGAGGUGAAUUGUCUUCAGAACAACUUAACCUAA
Messenger RNA from Eubalaena glacialis (North Atlantic right whale), 1719 nucleotides. RefSeq names its product chondroitin sulfate proteoglycan 5 (gene CSPG5). Gene Ontology annotation, biological process: nervous system development. NCBI's taxonomy places the organism in Eukaryota, Metazoa, Chordata, Mammalia, Artiodactyla, Balaenidae. The record is from RefSeq and is a predicted model, not a curated record.